CACUUUCCCAGUUGACGUAGAAAAUUUUAAGUCCGAAUAUGUGCUCGAUUUCGUUUGAUAAUUUAUCAGUUGCUGGAAAGGUGUCUCUCUAUAUUGCCAUUUAGUACCGUUUGUUUAUAAAUGCAGAAAAUACGCGAAGCCCUGGCGAAGUUCUUGUUUUGCAUUUAUCGGCUGGAGCGUAACUUUUAGCAAAAAUGUGAUAUGUUGCUGUCAACAAAUUUUCCCAGUUUAUUAAUACCAUAUAAAUAUUUCAUCUCCCCUUACAUAACCUUUCUCUUUUGCUCAAAAUGUAGUCAACGCUUUGCGUAGUAAAGUAUGUUGGCUUCUGCUAAGAAUAUUUUACAAUGGCAAAACGCCGAGAUUAUCGUGUUGGGAGAAUAGGAACACACAGAGCAGUAAGCAGCUUGGAAAAACGGGCUUAUAUCUCACUUACAAGCUCAGCAUAAAAUUUUUAAAGCCAGUUCGAGUGACAAUGGCGUCUGCAGAGAGUGGUGCGGAUGAAGAUGAGGAGCGGCGCAUCAUGUCGCUGCUUCUCGGUCCGGGCAAGAUGGAACGCGACCGGGGCGCUGUCGAGCUGCAGCGCCUGCUCAACUCCGGACCCGGGGACGGUGGGGCUGGGGGCGUGCACCUCCGCCUCGGCCCACAGCUGCUGGCCAGCGCGGGCUCACUGAUCCCCACCCCGGUCGCCUCCCCGUGCGAGGCUCGACUGGGCGCCCUGGUCGGUGCCAAGGUUCUCGUCCCCCACCUCCACCCAAAUGAGAAUCGGUGUGAGGCCGAGCUGGCAGAGGCGGCCCGGGAUGUGGCACUUCGGACACUCGAUGACCCAGAAACUAGGGUGCGGGUGGCAGCCGGUGAAGUUUUGGGAGCACUUUGUAGGCAGACAGGGGUACAGACGUUCCUGGAAAGCCGUGAGGUGCUGCUGGACAUGAUUAGGUCCAGCAUCGAACAGUCCCCGGUACCUCCCGACGAGGAGGAGGCACCACCCCCGCCGCCACCUCCGUCGUCCUCGAUGCUGCUCGGUGUUCCAGAUAAGAUGGGUCCACUGUCACGCAGGCGUGGGAGUGAGUUGGUGGGAUUACGUCCGCUGGACGGGGAACGCGGUGGAAGUGGCGCCGUGACGGUAGCGAGCCGCUUAGAGACAACGUUGCGCUGUCUCCGUAGCAUGGCGGACGGCUGCGGCACAGCCCUGCAGCCACACGUAGAUCGGGAACUGCUGUUGGUGGUGAUAUCUGUGCUGGCUCACCGUGACCGCUACGUCAGGGAAGCAGGAUUUGCGGCAUGUGCAGCAAUAAUGUCCUCUUGUAUAUGGGAUGGUGAAUCAGAAUUUGAGCGGGAGGACAUGAACCCUGUGUUUGCAGUGGGGCACGAGCUGUGUGGGCACCUGGCAAAGGGUCUGGAGGACACGUGGAGUCAGGUGCGGCUUGCAGCAUGUGUAGCUGUGCGGAAAUUUUUCCUGGCUCUGCCGGAGAAGUCUCGCAAUGCCUUCUAUCCCCAGCUGCUGCCUAGGAUGUGCCUCAACAGGUACUACAUGGUAGCAGAAGGUGUGAGACUGUAUUCGCAAGAAACAUGGCGCCAGGUAGCAGGAGCGGCAGGGGUGGAGUUGGUGGAGUCGCACUUGGAGGCGGCGGUCGCGUACUACGAAAAGGUGGCGCUGGACGCAGACGGCGACGCUGCGGCCCGGGAGGCUUCCUGCUCAUGCUUCGGGGAGGUGGCGGCCAAACUGUCCCACUGCGUGGUGCGGCCACACACAGGCCGCAUGCUCAAGGUGCUGCUAACCUGCUUCAGGGAUGACUGCUGGCCAGUCAGGGACGCUGCUUGCAUGGCAUGUGGCAGUUUGGUAUCCUGCUUUCCAGAUGAGAGUCGCAGUUCUCUGCCGGAGAUGUUGCCACUCUUCCAACGCAGCUUACAAGACUCUGUUGCAACGGUGCGGCAGGGGGCGGCAGCGGCCUUGGCGUGUGUGGUGCGCUCCCUGGGCUCGGAUGCACUGGCGGCCGCCAUCCAUCUGCUGGAGGAGGGCCUGGCCGGUGUGCAGCAGCAGCCUGCCACGGGGGCGGGGGCGGGAGUGGGCAUGGCACUCGAGAGCACUGGCGACAAUCGACCCCUCAGGCAGAUAUUUAUGUCUGCAUCUUACACUCAGCGCAUUGGCCGAAGUGCUUCCACAACGGGCUGGUCAGAUAAUCCUUUCAACAAGCCAACCCUGCCAUGGCACUUUGCUGAUGGGUGCAUCCACCUCCUCACAGAGCUGGCGCAGGUAGCAGAAUGUGUGUCUACCGUCAUCGCUGCCGUGCCGUUGGCUGCUGAGGCGUGCCAGUACCGCCACUACGAAAGCCACGUGUGCUUACUGGAAACUGUGUGUAAGCAGCUCCCACUGCUGGCAAAAGCUCUUGGCAAGAAGAGUUUCAAGGCACUACUGCCUGACUUCCUGGAGCCUGUCUUCUAUGCCCUGGAGUGUGAGAAUUCCCUAACUUCAAGUGCAUCGAGCCAGUGCCUGAACCAGCUGGGAUCGAUUCUGGGCCCGAAUGUCCUACGUGCUAUGGUACAGCAACUGAAUCCCAGGUUUCUGCAACAUCUAGAUGCCAAUGUAUACAUUGCUCCGUUUUAAGGCGGCAACAGACACGCUCGUUCCGCACUGACCUCUUUCUGUCCUAUCUUCUGUGAUAUGUUGUGCUGUUGGUGUGCUGGUGCACACAGCCUCAGGUUUCCUGUGUCAACCGUGAUGUAGUUACCUGUCUCAGAAUUAUAGUAUUGGUGUUUUUCUAGUCAUUAUUAAUGUGUGUGACAGUAUGAAAUAAGCUUUUAUGAAAACAAGUGUUUUUCUUAUAGUUGGUAAAUCUUAUUGU
Molecule: messenger RNA, 2840 nt
Organism: Schistocerca serialis cubense
Lineage: Eukaryota; Metazoa; Arthropoda; Insecta; Orthoptera; Acrididae
Exons: 13
Coding region: 473-2602 (709 amino acids)
Biological process (GO): protein dephosphorylation
Molecular function (GO): protein phosphatase regulator activity
Source: RefSeq, a predicted model, not a curated record